Messenger RNA from Gekko japonicus, 1761 nucleotides. Its product is annotated as kyphoscoliosis peptidase-like. The record is from RefSeq and is a predicted model, not a curated record. The transcript is spliced from 11 exons. NCBI's taxonomy places the organism in Eukaryota, Metazoa, Chordata, Lepidosauria, Squamata, Gekkonidae. The coding region runs from base 1 to 1761 and encodes 586 amino acids.
AUGGAGUUCUACCGCAUACGGCAGACGCACUAUGACAAGCAACAGUCCGUCAUUACCUGUGAGUUUGACCAGGGAUUUCAUGAGGAAGAAAGGACAUCUUUGCCAGAUGAACCAGACUUAUAUGGUGGACAAAACUUGUAUGCUUAUCCGUGGGAUAAAUCCAGUCUGAAAUCAAUGCCAAUAGACUUGCAACAGUUUAAGAAAUUGGAUGCCUACGCAUCAAAGGUGAAUGUCACGAGCAGUGUGAAAGACCUAGUGAGUGUCCUGCUGCAAGAAGCUCACAAUGACCUGGAGAAACUUCGAGCCAUUUGGAUAUGGAUUUGCUGUCACAUAGAAUAUGACGUGAAAGGCUAUCAUGACAAAACUAGCAGAUCUUGUAAGCCAAUAGAUGUCCUUCGGUCAGGAAAGAGGGUAUGUGCUGGAUAUGUGGGGCUCUUUCAACAAAUGUGCAGUAUUGCAGGGAUUCAGUGCAAGGAAUUGUCUGGCUACUCCAAAGGGCUUGGAUAUAAACCAGGACACGUCUUCCGGGGGGACACUGAUCAUGCCUGGAAUGCUGUUUUCCUCCAUGGAAGGUGGCACCUUUUGGACAGCACGUGGGGAAGUGGGACUGUAGAUGACUCUUGUACCAAGUUCACUUUCAGACAGGAUGACUUUUACUUCCUGACCCAUCCUGCUCUCUUUAUUACCGAUCACUUCCCAGAAGACCAUGAAUGGCAGUUACUGAAACCCCGCCUGUGUCUGCAGCAGUUUGAACGCAAUAUACGCUUCAGAUCUGAAUUUUAUGCACAGGGACUGGUUGCAGCAACUCCAGCAACAACAGUCAUUCAGACAGAAAAUGGCAAAGCAACCAUUUUCAUUGAGAGUCGUUCUCCGACAUUGUUCCUGUUUAAAUUGAAUGAGGCAGAGGAGAAUUGUUUAAUGACACUCCAGAGGAAUGGGAUGAAGCUUGAAGCGUACCCCCAGCAGACAGGGGCUCACUCUUUGCAGAUCUACUCAAAACUCUUCAAAGACAUGAAGGAGAGCUACAGUCACGUGUUAGAAUACUCACUGAUGUGCAACUCUGUCGACAAGAGCAUCUGUCUGCCCAAAGGCCUCAUCCAGCCUGUGGGACCCAGUUGGCUGUCGGAGCAGGCGGGGAUCCUGAAGGCCUUGCCUUCAGGCCCCAUUAUCCACACAGAUGACGGAUGCUGUGUCAUCACUUUCACUCGGACUAAAGAUCUGCAUUUCUUUGCUACGCUUCAGUCUGAUAGCAGCAGGAUACCCGAGGACAUGAUGAGGCGUCACGUCUGGAAAGCCUGUCAAGGAAACCAGGCUGAGUUAAAGGUUCACCUGCCCCAUGCAGGACACUUUGCUCUUCUGAUCUGGGCCAAUAAGACAUCUGAUUCAGAUUCUCACCAGUGUGCUCUCAGCUACCUCCUCUCCUGCCCAAAUAAGAGUGUGACGUGGCCAGUUUUCCCACAGAGAUUUGCGAACUGGGAGGACGACUAUGAGUUAGUGGCACCUCUUGCCGGUGUCCUGCCAGCCAACUGCCAGGUGCAGUUUAAACUCAAGCUGCCAGGCAUAGUCCAAGCAAAUGUUGAAUGUGGGGGCAAGAUUCUUCCCCUGACUCUGAGCAAAGCUGGUUUCUGGGAGGGAGCCUGUAACACCUCAGGUGGGAAAAAGGCAGAGCUGCAAGAGCAUCUCGCCUGCCUAAGGAGACAGAGAGAAGAAGCAAAAGCUGAUGAGGAGAAGAUCAAGGAGCUGCUGCCCACACCGACUUAG